GAGUACAAACAGCGCUCGAUUUUCUAUCAACUUCUUGCUCGAUUAAUGAUGUUUCUACCUCCGAGAUCGACCUUAAAACCCGUGUAGUCUGAAUGAUAUGAUUGGAUGGACGGUUUGCAUUCUGUUAUGGGGAACAAGAGCACCAAGAUUCCUGGUGCCUUUUGUUUUGUGUGGGGUUUGUGUUUGUCACCAAAAGCAGCGAGUGGCUUCCCUGUCCAAUCAAUUCAACCACAUCAACAUAAUAAUUUUGCUUUUCAAGUGUUUGUAAAAUAUCUGUGUUCAAAAUCCUUUCUUUCUGGUUCUUGUUUCAUGAUUGACAUCAAAAGUGGGAUAAGGGGAGGGAAAUUGAAUGAACUUUCUGGCACAAAAAAGGGUGGAUUCACUGGAUUGUGAUGUAUUGGGCUUUAUGGAAUCAAUAAAAAAAGAUUCAGCAUUGUUUUGUAAUUGUGGUUCUUCUAGAAUUUUUGCUAGUGUGCAUAUUUGUAGAGUUUAAGGACCAAUCAGUAUUAAAACCAUAAUAUGGGUAGUAAAAUGUAAAACUUUUGGUGGGCGCGCGUCGACUAGUAAUAACAGAAUAGUUCGUUCUCUCGGUUUCUGGAUUCUCCUCUCUCUACUCCGUCGUCUUCUUCUUCCUCUAUAUCUCACCGGGAAGAUCUCCGGCGAACUCACUUGACAUCCCGCUUUCCUUCCUGAAGUACCUUUCCUCUGCUUCCUCGUUCUGUUCUCGAUCAAGAAAACCUAGAAUUUCCGCAUUGGGUGCUAGGUUCUCCAUGGGGGAAUUGAAGAUGGAGGAUGUUACGCUCCCGGCGCUCUUCGAGCAAGCUCGGAAGAUCCAUUCGUCUGCCACGGAGUCCAGUGCUGAUCAGGAGGAGCUGAGAAAAGGGUGCGAGGCGCUGGAGAAGUGCGAAGAAAUGGUCGGCAAGCUGGGUUUAUUCUCCGCUAAUGAGACCAAAGAAGAUAUCAGCACCACCAAUCUGAAAUAUAUUCUGGUGCCAUUUUACCUUGCUGAGCUGACUGAGAAAAUUGCUCAGGAUGAUAGGAUUCCAAUACUGAGAGCCUCCCAAGCAAAAUUAAAGGAAUUCAUUGCGUUCUGUGAGGUAAUGGAACUUGCACCCGUGGAGGAGCUGCAGGCAUCAUUGCAAGGAGGUCCAAAUUCAGUUGUGGAUCGUAGGGCUCAAAAGAUUGCUAGGUUCAAGCGCCAAAAAGCUGCUGAGGCGAAGUUGCUGGAAAUAAUGGAGCGGAAAGAGAGACGUGGUCGUUCAACUAAGGCUUCUGCAUUGUCGACACCUGUUGAAGCUGGAGAAGAAGACCUGCUGGAUGAUGACGGAGAAGAAGAAAGGGAGGCUUGGCUUACAACCAUAUCGUUGGCUAUCUGCAAGGCUCUUGAUCUAUUUGAAAUGUUGAAGAAAGAAGACGAGAUGCUUUCUGCUGUUAGAGAAAGACAAUUGAAGGAAGGAGAUACUGAGUUUUCUCAGGCAGUGCUUGAUGAACGAGCGAAGAAAGCAGAGUCAUGGCAUCGUGGUGCUGCCACUCGAGUGCAGUUUACAAAACCUUCCCCUCCAAUCACAUGUGCUACCUUUGCUCAAGAUGUACUAGAAGGACGAGCAACUGUUUCCCAGGCACACGAUCACAAGCACCAGCCCAUGAUAUUUGGGCCAGCAAGCCUCAUUAACUCGCGCCCAACAAACGAGAGAGAAAGGAUCGCUGCGCAGGUCUUCCAACCUGGUCACAGGUUGCCGACAAUGAGCAUAGAAGAUGCUGGGUUGGCAGAGAUGGAGAUCAUGAACAAAUGGCAAGAGAGAAAUGUUAAGAUGAUGGAAGAAGCCAACUCCGCCUGGUACAAGGACAACAACAUGGGGAAGCCGAGAUCAGGUGAAGAGGAAGAAGAUGAAGACGACGAUGAUGCAGUUGCACGGGCUAGAGCGUUCGACGAUUGGAAAGAUGAGAACCCUCGUGGUGCGGGCAACAAGAAGCUGACCCCUUGCGGCUGAUGUCGCUCACUCUCAAGUGUUCUUUUCUGUUCGCUGAAGAGAACAACGAUCCAUAAGCCUGGCUUCGAUGUAAUGUAUCUUAUGAAAUUUUGAUGUGCCACCAUUGAUACCAAGUAUUCAUGUUUUAGAAACAAAGUUUUAAUCUCAGUACUCUUUAUUUAUGUGUAAUCCUCCAAAACAGUUUAAUCUUAUCAUAAUAACUUUCUCAGUAUCAC
Molecule: messenger RNA, 2206 nt
Organism: Linum trigynum
Lineage: Eukaryota; Viridiplantae; Streptophyta; Magnoliopsida; Malpighiales; Linaceae
Source: the annotation of a GenBank genome assembly